GUUAUUCAUUUUUAUUGCACCAGUGUUUGACAACAGUUAUUUCAGCGAUAACUGUUUCAAACUUUUAUUUAUAGUAUGUAACAAUUCAUAGGAAUAUUGUGAAAGUUAUGUUUUUUGAGUGCUAACUAGCCUGGUUAUUGCAAGCAACUAUGGAUUUUGAGAGUCCUGAUGUCAUGAAGGACUUUCCUGGCCUGUAUGCUUCUGAUAUUAGCAAAAAGGGAAACAAUGACAGUGACUACAGUGAUGAAACUGAUAAGCUGGCCAAGAAAGAUUUGUUGGGUAAACGUAAAGACAAGAAGGAUAAGAAAGACAAGGACAGAGGUUAUGCUGCUUUGGAAGGGGAGAGCUCCGCAGAAGAAAUAGAGUCUAGGAGCCCAUCAAAAAUAAAGAAAACAAAGGCUUUCAAAUUUUCCACAAAAUCUAAGGAAAAACGUGAAAAGUCCAGGGAGAAAGAAACAUUGGAGAAAAAGAAAGAUAAGGAGAAAAAAAGUGACAAGAAAUUGGAAAAGACUAAAUCUGAAAAAAAAGAAAAGAAAAUUAAGACAGAGGAAUGCACGGAUAUAGCAGAGGGUUUACCUAUUUUUGGUGUUCCUUUGGAUGUGGCUGUUGAAAGGAGCAAAUGCCAUGAUGGUGUUGACAUUCCUUUGCCAGUCCGAGUAUGCAUUGAUUAUAUUCAGGAGCAUGGACUUACAAUGGAAGGAGUUUAUAAAAUAAGUGGCACAAAAUCAAAAGUAAUUCAAAUUCGUAAACUUUACAAUCAAAGAGAAAACGUUGACUUAAAAGAGUAUGAUGUACCAAUAGCUACAAGUCUUUUAAAGAUGUAUUUGAGAGACUUACCUGAACCAAUUUUUACUAAUGACUCUUUGAUACGAUUUGAAGAAGCCGGCGCUAUCUUAAAUGUUGGAACAAGAGAGAAGCAUUUAAGAACCUUAACUGAAAACCUACCUGUAAAUAACCGUAUAUUACUUUCAUGGCUUCUAAUACAUUUCGACAAUGUAGUUCUUAAUGAGAGGCAUAACAAAAUGAAUAUACAGCAUGUUGUGGUGGCUCUGAGCCCAGCCCUUCAUACUACCAAUCGACUUCUAACAGUACUUCUUCACCACUGUAGGGCUUUGUUUCCUACUGUUAUUUUAGAUACUUAUGUGCCACCCUUAACAAGCACAGCACAAUUACCUCAGUGUCUGCAGGGCCUAGAACGUGAGCUAGUGAAGCAGGAAAGCCUUCUUGCACAAAUCCACUCGGAAAUGAAUGCAGGAUUCAUAUCUAAAAGUAGGGAAGAAUUGCUUUGGGAGGUGCAAAGAAUUAUAACACAGUUAAAGAGGAAAAUUAAGAAUUUGCAAAAGGAGAAAGAACCAGAGACGCCAGUUGAAGUGAAAGACGCAGAAGAACACGUAACAGAUUCCGAGUCUUCCCAGUCAAAUCAAAGCGAGGUCGCUCUUGUAAAUGGGAAUUCCGUACAAAAGAUAAACUGCAAACAAGUACUUGAAAAUAUCGAGAAGCCUUUUAGUGAUCAAGCAAUACUUUUCUUAGAGUUUAAACAGAAAGCUUUAAUAGAAUUAAAAAAUAGAUUAAUGAAGGACAUUGAGGCGGAGCGAGCGGAGAUUGCCGAGCUCGAGCAGCAGAUACAGCCUGAAUCGCAGACCAUCCCAAUCCCAAUUUAUAACAACUCCAGCAACAUGAGCGAGGUUAUGGACCUGUUACAUAAGGAGAACCAAAUUUUACAAAUUAAUAAAAUCAAUCUCGUUAGAAACAUUAUGGAACAAGAGGAGGUAUGCAUUGAGCUUAAAGCUAAACUAGGGCUGCUUAGGUGCAUUGCAAAUGGUACGUUGCCUACGACAUUUAAAAUGAGUCGUCAUGAAGGUGUAAGCUGUGAUUCUUGUAUGAAGGGAAACUUCCGUGGCAGAAGAUAUAAAUGUCUAAUUUGUUAUGAUUAUGAUUUGUGUGAUGCCUGCUAUGAAUCUGGUGCUACAAACACUAGACAUACCACAGAUCAUCCAGUCCAAUGUAUCCUCACAAGGGCUGAUUUUGAUUUAUUUUAUGCUGGUGAAGCUAUCACAAAUGUUGAUCAGCCACAAGCUUAUACAUGUCCCUAUUGUUCCCGUAUGGGAUUUACUGAUGUGACCCUACAGGAACAUGUGACCUCUGAUCAUGGAGAUACAUCAUUUGAAGUGGUGUGCCCAGUGUGUGCAGCAAUGCCAGGAGGUGAUCCAAACUUGAUGACUGAUGAUUUUGCCGGACAUUUAACUAUAGAGCACCGAUCUGGUACAAGAGAUCUAAUAACGUUUUUGGAUGAGCCUGUCGGCGGCAACAGGCGCAGAGUCCAGCAUUCUGGGCAUAUGCCAAGCAGCAGAGGUGGCAGCUCUGGAAGACCCAGAAGAUCCAAUAUGCAUUUUAGUGUUUUCAGCUCAGGCGGGAUGAGCUCGUUGUCGCCUUCUUCUCGAGAGCCUGUGGAUCCGAUUGCUGAAUUGUUGUCCCAGUUAUCUGGGGUCCGACGUUCUGGAAGCAGCAGCAGCACACCUAGCCAGUUGCAGCAAUUACAGAUGCAGCUACAGCUCGAGAGGCAACAAGUUAGUGCCGCGAGGCAGCAGUUGGAGCGGUUGCCUAGACGUCAGAAUCAGAUCCAGACGCUCAGAGAAGCCAGUGCUAACGCAAAUCCGGGAUAUAGUCUACUGGCCAGUUCUACGAGUACGCAAGCUCAGGCGGCGUCUACAGCACCGUCUGCACCCGCUCCACCAUCGGACUUCUUACUAGAAGGCCUUCUUGAAGAUCUGUCUCUGCAAUCAUCCACCGAUAAGAACACCGCAGACCGCUUGCAGUUCAUAAACAACCUGUUGUUCAGCACAACAAUGGAUAUUCAAAAGAAGCCAGAAGCGGAAGCAAACGUCGAAGAAGUUGACAGCGACGAGCAAAGAGACACUCUAUCCUCGCUCGCCGUCAAAUUUCCCGAAAACAGGGCAUUUAACCGCGUCCUCCGUGGGAGAGCUCGUUCAGACAACCAGAACGCAUUGAGACGUGCAGACGCCAACAAAGUACAGGAAUGUAAGAAAGCGAAGAAGACAGCCAUCUCAAGAUAAUAACAGACUAGACAUUUGGAAGAUAAGCCCCCUAGGAAGAGAGAGAGAGAGAGAUAAACAAAUAAUAAAAGUAUAACGAUCAGUUCACUUUCUAUAAGAAUGGGCUUAGUCUUGUGAUAGUUAUUUUGCAUAAUCUUUAUUAAAACGAGAGACAAACGUGAAGAGCGCAUAUGAAGUUUGCAACACAUUACUGGAUUUUGGAACCUACUCUCUUCGCUUGUAAUACCGUCUACCAAAGCCUCUUAACCGAAAUUCGAACGAAAUUUAAAAAAAUAUAUAUAUAUACACAUACCGUUUGGCUUUUGCAAUCUGCUGCGAUUAUCAUAAUAUUUAAUAAACUAUUUUAGUCAUGUUCAAAUUGAAUCUUUGUAGAAAUACCCGUACAUUUAUUUAAUCAAACCGUCGCAUUAACACAAGAUUCAAUUAUAAAAAAAG
Molecule: messenger RNA, 3509 nt
Organism: Nicrophorus vespilloides
Lineage: Eukaryota; Metazoa; Arthropoda; Insecta; Coleoptera; Silphidae
Product: ralA-binding protein 1-like
Exons: 11
Coding region: 150-3074 (974 amino acids)
Biological process (GO): small GTPase-mediated signal transduction
Molecular function (GO): GTPase activator activity; zinc ion binding; small GTPase binding
Source: RefSeq, a predicted model, not a curated record